This is a messenger RNA of Bemisia tabaci, 428 nucleotides long. The record is from RefSeq and is a predicted model, not a curated record. Lineage: Eukaryota; Metazoa; Arthropoda; Insecta; Hemiptera; Aleyrodidae.
GGAGGGUGACCUCGGAUGCAAGUUCAUGACUCCAAAGUUCCUCGUUUCACUCCAUCCUCCGUCCUGGCGCGGAUGGAUAUAAAGUCUCUCGCCACCCCCUCACGGCACAGUACGUCUAUCGUUUUCAAGUUCGCACUUCGUAGACAGGCAGACGUCUCCCGCUUCAACAUGUCCUUCAAAUCUGUUGCUGUUUUCUUCGUGCUGGCCAUCACCGUAGCCGCAGCCUACGUCCUCCCGAUCGUCCCGACCAGCGUCGUUUCCCACGAGGGCAUCGUCCAGGCUCACUCACCCUGGGCCUGGAGCUCGUCCUCCCGCAUCCAGUCCCACAACCCCAUCCUCCCCAUCCUCCACCCCAUCUACUACUAGAUCCUCCACCACACUCGUCAAGCUUCCAGCACAAUGCCCGCAAACCGAUUUACGUGUGUUUC